Puccinia graminis f. sp. tritici CRL 75-36-700-3 is the source of this 648-nucleotide messenger RNA. RefSeq lists its product as uncharacterized. NCBI's taxonomy places the organism in Eukaryota, Fungi, Basidiomycota, Pucciniomycetes, Pucciniales, Pucciniaceae. The record is from RefSeq and is a predicted model, not a curated record. The transcript is spliced from 5 exons. Bases 1 to 648 code for a protein of 215 amino acids.
AUGCAGAACGGAUGGAUGAUUUCCUUCUCACCUUUCCUCUCAUACCCACUUAAGAUAUGUAUGUACUCGCAAAAGGCUGUAGGAGAAGCAACUAAUUUGGACUCCCUCACCCGGUCGGAUCAAUCCAUUGCCGGACGUGGUGAGAAACCCAUCGGCAUUGGAUCCACACCCGGACUGAUGCACCAGCGUUGGCGACUGGACCCGAGGGGCUGCAGUGCUGCCCUGGCCGGACCAUCGCCAAGCGACCCCGGCUACGACCUACAAUACAUGCCCUCCUCAUGUGAUAUGUAUAUGUACAUACGGCUCUACUACUUCAAAGUCCUCUUGGUGGUCCUCCUGCACCUUACCGUCCCUUGCGCCGCGAGCAAUCCUCGCUAUUUUCUCUGUGGGCAUGGGGAGUAUAAGUAUUGCGCAUACAAAGACUACUCAACUCAGCCAAUGAAAUAUAAGUUUGGCCCGGCCAGCCAAGUGACACGUGAGGGCAGGUCGACCUGCAGCGUCUCACAACUUCCUUCGAAAUCCAUAAUAGACGUGUGCUGCGAUAAUCCUGUGGGGUUACUUAAACCCAGGCGGUUCGGUACAGAAUUAACAGUCUCGGAUAACGACUACAAGAACAGAUUUAAAUGUCGCGAAGCUUCCCCUAACUGA